This is a messenger RNA of Mus caroli (Ryukyu mouse), 626 nucleotides long. The record is from RefSeq and is a predicted model, not a curated record. NCBI's taxonomy places the organism in Eukaryota, Metazoa, Chordata, Mammalia, Rodentia, Muridae.
AUGUGUGUGAAAACGUCCUCCUCCAGCCUCGGAGGGGGUGUCUCCCCCAAUACCAGCUCCCUCCCCCAGGGCUCGUGGGGCGGGUCCGGUUUGCUCAGUAGCAGCAGCAGCCCUGAGGCCGAGCGGCGGUGGCCUCCUGGCAGCGCUGGCAAGAGGCAGCUCCGAGCGCCCGGGCCCUGGGGAGAUCCAGUCCGGUCGGCUGCCAGGAUGGAGGAGACGUCGAGUGGAGCCGGAGCCACCGGGGACGGACUUCCUCCCCAGCUCGGCUCCCCGACAGCCUGGCGAGGCCUGCACGCAGGGCCAGCCAGUGGAAGAGGCCUGCGCCUCGGGUCUGGCAGCCGCAGCCGAGGAACGAGGCUGGCACAGCAGGGUAACGCGCGAGCCGGGGCCGUUCCGGAGAACCUACGGCGCCACGGCCGCUCAUUGUCUCUCCCCUUCAACCCGGGGGCAAACAGGAAGCCCGCCGCCAGGCCGAGCGACCGACAGGCGUCCGGACCAAUGAACAGAGCUGACGGAGAGCCUAGCGGCAAAUGAGCGCCGGGAAGAGGGGCGGAACUUCCGGGCGGGCUGUCGCCCUCUUCCCCCCUUUUGGGCUGGAGGCUCCACCUUUUGUGUUUCCCGCACAG